AUGUAUGUGACUUCGGCUUUGAAUGGGUCUAAUACUCAUGUCCUAGUAUCGAUUGUCUUCACUAAUAAAGAGUACAAAGGUAGUACUCUUGAACUUCAAGGACGCAGUGCUCAAUUUGACGAGGUAAGAGAAGUGGCAGUUGUGGGCGGUACUGGAAAAUUCCGUUUAGCACGUGGCUAUGUUACUUUUGAGACAAUUUAUUAUGAUCCUACAAUUUCAUACGCUGUCAUUCAGUGUAACGUUACUGCUCGAGCCACAAUUUUGGAGCUGACGCUAGGACAAAUUUGGGAAAAAGGAAGAAAUGGAGAAUAUAGAGAUAUGGAUGCUGGGAAAUGCAAGGACGAGGAGGUAGAGGGGCAAGGCCAGUGGCUUUUGGAUGGGAAGAACAGUGUGGGAGAUCAUUACAUGAAAAGUUGUUGUGUCAUAUAG
Molecule: messenger RNA, 429 nt
Organism: Fraxinus pennsylvanica
Lineage: Eukaryota; Viridiplantae; Streptophyta; Magnoliopsida; Lamiales; Oleaceae
Source: the annotation of a GenBank genome assembly